AUGUCUCUUGCCAUCGCCCGAAGUCCCAUAGAGCACUCCCCCAUCGACGACGUCGAAGAGAAAGCCCAGGUGCGUGUGAGGGAAUCCCCCGAUGCCCUCGGGGAUCCAGACGAUGCACGUCACUUCUGGUUCCAGAGGGAAAAGAACUCCUCCCGUUCCAAUGCCAUUGCUACGCAGCCGUCCGUGUACGAUGACCCAGACCUGGCGGAGACGUAUCAACCCCCGUCCAGCUGGGAGAAUAUCCAUCGGUUUGAUCCGUCAGCUAGAUGGACCUGGAAAGAGGAGAAUAAAGUCGUGGCUAAGAUAGAUCUACGCAUUAUGGUACUGGCAUGCGUCAUGGUCGUGGCGUUGGAGCUGGAUCGGUGCAACGUUCAACAGGCGAAUGCAGACAGUUUCUUGGAUGAUCUGAAUAUCACCCGAGACGACUAUAACCUGGGCAACACGCUGUACCGCCUCUUCUACCUGCUCAGCGAGUUACCUGCGCAGGUCAUCGGAAAGUCUAUUGGCGUCGAUCGAUGGAUUCCCCUGCAGAUGACGACUUGGUCGAUUGUCGCCAUCGCCCAGUUCUGGUUACGCAAUCGAACCUCGUUCCUGAUCUGUCGAGCUCUUAUUGGUGUUUUGUCCGGUGGUUUCACACCUACGAUGAUUCUCUAUCUGUCCUACUUUUACAAACACCAUGAAUUAUCCGUCCGUCUGGGGUUCUGGUACGCUGCCUCGUCGCUGGCCGACAUCGUGGCCGGCUUGCUGGCCUACGGCAUCCUGCAUCUCCGAGGUGUCGAUGGAUAUGCCGGUUGGCGCUGGCUGUUCCUGAUUGAGGGCCUGUUCACCCUGACGCUGGGUCUCCUGGCGUUCCUCAUGCUACCUCCGUCGGUGACACAAACCGCCCAUUGGGCUCGAGGGAGGAACGGAUGGUUCACACCCAGGGAGGAGACCAUCCUGGUGAACCGCAUUGUUCGUGAGGAUCCGUCCAAAUGUACAGCGAAUCGGCGUCAUUUCUUUACUCCGCGAGAUGUCUGGUGCAGCAUCAUGGACUUUGACCUCUGGCCAUUGUAUCUUCUCGGCCUUACCUUUAUGACGCCAUGGACUACCGUCUCGCAGUACUUCACGUUGUUUCUGAUAGACUAUGGGUUUAACACCUUUCAAGCCGUCCUCUUGUCCAUACCAUACAAUGUCAUGGACGUCAUCUUGAGACUCGUACUGGUCUACGCCGCUGAAACCUUUGGAUCCAUUGCCUUGAUGGGAGCAUUGGCACAGGUGUGGAUGCUGCCCAUGCUGCUGUACAUGAUCGUGGUGGAUUUCAGCCAGGUCAACAAAUGGGUGGCCUGGACCAUCCUAACGCUGUUUUUGUCUCAUCCCAGUGCACACGCCCUGCAAGCGGGCUGGAAUUCUCGCAACUCGAACAGCGUGAGGUCGCGCGCCGUCUCGGCCGCAAUCUACAAUAUGUGUGUGCAGCUGUCCGGCAUUAUUGCAUCAAAUAUCUACCAGGAUGACGAUUCUCAGGAGUAUUCCAAAGGGAAUCGCGUGCUCUUGGGUCUGACUGUGAGUAAUAUCUUCUUCUACAUUGCCACGAAGGUGUACUAUGUGCUGCGCAACCGUUACCGAGACCAGAAAUGGCGGGCGAUGACGGAGGACCAGCGAGUCGAAUACAUUGCCACCACGGAGGAUCAGGGCAACAAACGAUUGGAAUUCCGGUUUGCACACUGA
Molecule: messenger RNA, 1704 nt
Organism: Aspergillus tanneri
Lineage: Eukaryota; Fungi; Ascomycota; Eurotiomycetes; Eurotiales; Aspergillaceae
Product: putative MFS transporter
Exons: 9
Coding region: 1-1704 (567 amino acids)
Biological process (GO): transmembrane transport
Cellular component (GO): membrane
Molecular function (GO): transmembrane transporter activity
Source: RefSeq, a predicted model, not a curated record